This is a messenger RNA of Scatophagus argus, 4170 nucleotides long. RefSeq names its product neuronal acetylcholine receptor subunit alpha-2-like. NCBI's taxonomy places the organism in Eukaryota, Metazoa, Chordata, Actinopteri, Scatophagidae. Gene Ontology annotation, biological process: signal transduction; monoatomic ion transmembrane transport; regulation of membrane potential. The transcript has 6 exons. The coding region runs from base 282 to 2201 and encodes 639 amino acids. Gene Ontology annotation, cellular component: neuron projection; postsynaptic membrane; synapse. The record is from RefSeq and is a predicted model, not a curated record. Gene Ontology annotation, molecular function: transmembrane signaling receptor activity; acetylcholine-gated monoatomic cation-selective channel activity.
UUCCAGUUGAGUGAGGAGGGACUUUCAAGUGUUGGAUCAACUAAACUCCACAUCUGUGGUUCUUCGCACAGACACUCAGACUGGACAGACGAGCUACUAAAGGGACAGACAGAUGGAACCAAGAGGAACACCAGGCCCGGGGCUGACAAGGACCAACACAACCUCUGGCUGUUUAACCUAAUCUGAGCCUCCUGAAGACUUUCUUUUACAGGAUAGAUGACUGACAUCCGACAGAAACCAGAGAGAAUUUUCUCAUAGAUUUGGAAACUAUUAAGUGAGCCAUGGAUUUAUACAGAUGUUUGAGUUUACUUUUCUUCACUCUUUGUCCACAAGUAUUUUCCCAAGUUGGACCUCGUGCCCAUGCUGAAGAGAGACUGCUCCAGGACCUGUUUGCACAUUACAAUAAGCUCUCCCGGCCUGUGGAAAACAGUACAGACACAGUACUUGUUCACUUUGGACUUUCUAUUGCCCAGCUUAUUGAUGUGGAUGAAAAGAACCAGAUGAUGACCACAAACGUCUGGGUCAAGCAAGAAUGGAAUGAUUACAAACUACGCUGGAACCCAGAGGAAUACGAAAAUGUCACCUCCAUCCGUAUUCCCUCAGAAAUCAUCUGGAGACCCGAUAUUGUCCUCUACAACAAUGCUGAUGGUGAUUUUGCGGUAACUCACCUCACAAAGGCACAUCUGUUCUAUGACGGUCAGAUAAAGUGGAUGCCACCGGCUAUUUACAAGUCGUCAUGCAGCAUAGAUGUCACCUUUUUCCCUUUUGACCAGCAAAGCUGCAAGAUGAAGUUUGGCUCGUGGACAUAUGACCGUGCCAAAAUCGAUCUGAUUAGCAUGGCCAGCGAUGUGGAUCAGAUGGACUACUGGGAGAGUGGUGAAUGGGUCAUUGUCAAUGCAGUUGGCAAGUACAAUACCAAAAAGUAUGAGUGCUGCACAGAGAUUUAUGCUGACAUCACUUACUACUUCAUCAUCCGGAGGCUUCCGUUGUUCUACACCAUUAACCUUAUCAUUCCCUGUCUUCUUAUCUCCUGUUUGACUGUUCUGGUGUUUUAUUUGCCAUCACAAUGUGGAGAAAAGAUCACCUUGUGUAUCUCAGUGUUACUCUCCCUCACAGUAUUUCUCCUUCUGAUCACAGAGAUUAUACCAUCCACAUCUCUGGUGAUUCCACUGAUCGGUGAAUAUCUGUUGUUCACUAUGGUUUUUGUCACGCUUUCCAUAAUAAUUACUGUCUUUGUGUUAAAUGUACAUCACCGAUCACCACAAACCCAUGGCAUGCCUCACUGGGUACGCAGAGUAUUCCUAGACUUUGUUCCCAGAGUUCUGUUCAUGAAGCGUCCACCAGGCACAGCCAAGCAGCACUGCAAAAAGCUUAUUGAGAUGAUGCACCGUCCUGCCACCAUAUCUGCAACUGGCAACUCACAGGCCUUUUGGACGAGCAUAGAGACAGGAUUGAGACAGAUGGGCCAGGUAGAGAAUACACUCCCGAAGACUCCAUCUGAGAGUCCAAGCAUCCUUGUUUCCUCACCUUCUCCACCCUCUUCUCCUCCUGGGGACUGCAACAAGGAAGAUCACUCACUGAACAUUUUCUGCCAGUCCAGAUCUGGUCAUUAUUCGGUUCUCUCAGAGAAGCAACCCCUACGUGGACACAAUUCCGCUGCCUCAUCUUCUUCCCAAUUGUCCUUACCUCCAACUUUGCCACUGGGUCCACUUCGCAGUCUAUCCAGGGAAGACUCCAACUCAUUGGCCCCUAAUGGUCGCUCCCUUAGUGUAGAGCAAAUGUUUGACCAACAGAAAGAGCUUCCUCAGAGAGCUGGACAUCGGUGUCGUUCCCGCAGCUUCCAGUACUGCUGUCUGCAUGAUGAAGGGCCUGAGGUCACUGGGAUCGCAGGGUGGAUGAAGAAACAAUCUCCUUCAGAUCAACUAGCUGAAACGCUCAAAGCAACAGAGUCCACAAAAGACGCAAGUACCCAACAGGAUACUAUUGUUCCGACCAUUUCGCCAACUAUGCAACGUGCCAUAGAAGGAGUCCAGUAUAUUGCUGAUCAUCUCAGGGCAGAAGAUGCAGAUUUUUCAGUAAAGGAGGACUGGAAGUAUGUGGCCAUGGUCAUUGACAGGAUUUUCCUCUGGAUGUUUGUAUUGGUGUGUAUACUGGGUUCUGUUGGACUUUUUCUCCCCCCUUGGCUGGCUGGAAUGAUCUAGAAGCUCACCACUGAAGGAAACGGAGUCCAGAAACACUGACAGAAAGAUAGACUCUCUUAUAUUGUAAAAAGAAGAAGAAGAACAAGAAGAAUGGUUUUUCAUUUCUCUUUUUAUUUUCUAUUUUUCAAACUCACAUUCCUUGCUCUUGCCCCAGGUCAAAAGGUUAUUCACAGAGAAACGAGAUUAAAUAUCUAUCAUUGAUUCCAAUGGUAAUAUAAAUACUUUAUGAGGGCAAAAGGCCAACAGCGAAAAUAUCUUUCUGCACCACUUCAUUUUGACAUUGAGCUGUAUAGCUCAAGAUGUCACUUUCAUAAAAAACAGAGAAUAGACUUUGACCCAUUUACAACUGCAGAAAACAUCACAAAAAGACCUUAAGAUAUUUAUAAAGUGAGUGUUAAAGGUUUGCUUUAAAUCUCAAUUUUAUUAUUCCUACUACAGUGUCAUUGUUGUAAUAUCUUGACAAUAGCACAGUUGACAGUUUAGUGUCCUCACCAAGUACUCAUAAAAUAUUCACGUUUCUGUGCAACCUAAUUUGUCAGAAUGCAGUACUCAGAAGGAUUUGUGUUUUCUGUUUCUCAGGUGUUUUUACAGUGGCCACUGCUUGGGCAAUCACACAUACAUCUCUUGGAGUCUGUAAUCAAAGCAUUUAAAUAAACACAUUUAUUCAGAAUGCUUUCAGCCAUCCUCUUUGUUACUAGGGAUUUAAAGUGACUCUCCCCAGUCAUUCAUAGCCUUCCUCUGACCAAUCCCAGCCACCUAAAUAGAGGUGAAUAUUUUUUCUGUUGCAUAAUAAAUUGUCCUUUUUUCUUUCUUUCUUGUCAAGCAUGAUUUUUAAACCCAUAAUAAUAGAUUUUUUGUUUGAUAUUUUUAUGUUAAAGGUGAGUAUCAAUACAAAUAAAAACUGCCACACUUAUUUUCCAGGCAUGUAUUAUUUUGCAUCUUAUAAAGAAAACCAGCUUCUAUAGUGCAUUUUACACUGUCUACAAUACACUUCUGAUAGGAAAGAUGAUGUCUUUAAUAAUAUAAAGCAAAACAGACAGCCAUUCUUGAUGUGCAAAAUGAGUUGAAGGUUUCUGACAGCAGCAGAUAGCAGAAGUAGUGAAAGGCUGUAGUCACUUCUGAACAUUUGUCCUCCUCAGUAAAACAAAAGAGAAACACAUCUAGAGUGAUGCCAGCAAUGAAAAGACAUUUUUUUAGCAUAAGACCAAGGAUCAAAGUAUCACAAAUUCUGAUGUAAAGAAAUGGGGUUUAUUUUUAGAAAACGUUAUAAUUUAAUAGCGCGAACAUUUUCUUAAUGAUCUUAAUAUAUUGAUGGCGAAAAAGUUUAAACUAUAAGACAAUUAUUUUUGUACAAAACGGUUAAAUUUAACUGUGCUACAAGUGACAUAAUUUGGCAAAAGAUGACGAGCUGCACAUAGUGUACUAGAUGUGAGGUAUUUGUAAAGUCUUUUUCCUCAAUAAUUUUCAGGAAACCAACUUGUUUUUUGUUAUCCAUACUUUUUACAUUUGAUGAUUUUGCUAUGCAGUAAAAUUAUUUGCUUCAAAUAAUAGUUGCUAUAGGAGCCUUAGGUUGUUGUGUACUCAUGACAAUUUAAACAAGUCAUCUAAUUAUUGUUGUUAUAGAACAAGGAACCAUCAAUAAGUUAUUUGAUGGGGCUGGUAAAUUCAAAUGAUAUCAAAAGUCUGAUGAACCUUUGCUAGUCUGGUAUAAUGUGUUCUGAAUUUCUCCCUCACUUGUUUUAUUGAUAUAUUUAUCUUUAGUGUCAUUCUGUCUCUCUUGUGGUCCUUUUCCUUUUCCUUGCUGCUCUCAUUAGAUCGUCUAAUGAAGCUGACCCUCCCUUUGUCUUUCUCUUGUACUGCCUUGCUGUGAGCCAUUGACUCAACUUUCCCCAACAUCACUGGUAUGUUUCAACCCAUCAAUCUCUGUUUUGACAAAACCACUAGUGGAAUAUAAGUGAGUACAUUUACU